Molecule: messenger RNA, 1354 nt
Organism: Nomia melanderi (Alkali bee)
Lineage: Eukaryota; Metazoa; Arthropoda; Insecta; Hymenoptera; Halictidae
Product: pickpocket protein 28
Biological process (GO): sodium ion transmembrane transport
Cellular component (GO): plasma membrane
Molecular function (GO): ligand-gated sodium channel activity
Source: RefSeq, a predicted model, not a curated record
UUGCCCUCGAUAUGAAGUAUAAUUACACACCGUCGUUAAGAGAAUUACGUUCCAGUGUAAAACGUCGAUCGAAGGAAUAUUUUUUGGAGAACAGUUUGCAUGGUGUUCCGUAUGCUGCAGACCCUACGCGGCCCAAAUGGGAAAGAAUAACGUGGUUCUUUUUAACGGUUGCAUCAGUGGUAGCAACUGUUAUUACAAUUGCUAUAAUUUGGGGUAAAUUUCAAACAGAACCAACUAUAACUGGAUUGGAUGUAUUGACGGAGGAUGCUUACAUUGAUUUUCCUCGAAUCUUCGUUUGCUUCGACUGGUCUCAACUAAAUUACAUGCAAUUGAACAAGGAUGAAAUACGUAUGUAUGAACAAUUAUAUAAUUGGAGGUGGGGAAAGGAUCUCGAUUCAAAAAUGUAUGACACAGUUUACCAAAAGAAAAAAGACUUUUCGGCUGAUUUUGAAACGAUGGCUCCCAACUGCGGCGAUGUGAUGACCAACUGUAAUUACAAAGGGUUAAAUAAAUCAUGUAGCACACUAUUCACAAAAGCUGUUGUUGCUGUGGGUGCAUGUUGCAAAUUGAAUACUUUGGACCCUGUAGGAAUAAAGGAUGCAAUAAGAGAGCUUGAGUUUGAAAUAAAAAGUUCAUACUAUCCUUGGAGGCUUUACAUCACCCAAAAUAUUGAUUCAAGCCCAAUACCAGAAGAGAGACCAUUAGUAAAAGCUUACUUUCCAAUUGAUAUUGAAUUUAGUGUUGAAAUGACAUAUGUUACUUCUGAUAUACAUUACUUAAGUCUUCGACAACGUAAAUGUAAUUACAAACACGAUGAAAGUUUCACUAAUUGUGAGAUAAAAUAUUUUACUAAUCAGUUGUUAACCCAUUGUAAAUGUGUACCAUGGUUUUUAGCAUUCAUUAAGAAAGAAGAAUGUAAACUUUCAAAGUACUCUUGCUUAAACUAUACAACUGUAGACAUAAGUGAUUCUAAUUGUUGGCUUUCUUGUGAUCAUACGUCAUAUUCUGUGAAGGCAAUACUCAAAUCGUAUAAAAACAGUAAUAGAAUUAUAUUUAAAUUCUGGCCAGUGGCAUUUUAUAAAAGAGAGAUGAGAUUUGGUUAUUUAGAUUUAUUAGUAUCAUUUGGCGGUAUUGCAAGUUUAUUUUUAGGAUAUUCUUUGUUAACAUCUGUCGAACUGGGAUAUUACUUUAGUCUUAGAAGUUAUUGUGGAGCUGUGAUUCAGUCUUCUCGACAAAAGUAUAAUAUCAGAACUAUACAUGUAGUGGAAAAGGUACCAAACAAAAUAAAUAUUCAACAGAGGUACCAUCAAUAUAUUGAUUAAUCUUUAAGAACUUUAAACAGCUUUUCGAAGUA